Phytophthora infestans T30-4 is the source of this 1764-nucleotide messenger RNA. Its product is annotated as isocitrate lyase. Gene Ontology annotation, molecular function: isocitrate lyase activity. Gene Ontology annotation, biological process: carboxylic acid metabolic process. NCBI's taxonomy places the organism in Eukaryota, Oomycota, Peronosporomycetes, Peronosporales, Peronosporaceae. Bases 39 to 1652 code for a protein of 537 amino acids. The transcript has a single exon. The record is from RefSeq and is a predicted model, not a curated record.
GCCCGCCACCGAAGCGUUCGCAGCUAAGCCUCGCAGCCAUGAGCUCCCCACACGUCCGCAUCAGCCAGAUCGCCAGCCACCUGAGCUCGCACGACCCGCGCGCCGAGGAGAGCGACUACGCACAGCGCGUCAAGCAGACUGAGGCAUUUAUCCGCGACGAGCGCUUUCAGUACGUGAAACGCCCGUACGGCGCCGAGGAUGUUGUCAAGCUCCAGGGUACCAUCCCCGCCGCCAACGCCGGCGCUGCCAUGUCACGCAAGCUAUACAAGAUGCUGCGCGAGCUACAAGCUGCCCAGAAGACGAGCCACACUUUCGGCGCGCUGGACACGAUCCAGGUGACGCAGAUGGCUAAGCACUUGUCCUCCAUCUACGUCAGCGGCUGGCAGUCGUCGUCCACGGCCUCCACGUCAAACGAGCCUGGCCCGGAUGUGGCCGACUACCCCAUGGACACAGUACCCAACAAAGUGGACCAGCUCUUCCGCGCCCAGCUCUUCCACGACCGCAAGCAGUACGAGGCUCGUCGCCGCAUGACGGCCGAGGAGCGCGCACGCACGCCACCUACGGACUUCUUGCGUCCGAUCGUUGCUGAUGCCGACACUGGUCACGGCGGUCUGACGGCCGUCAUGAAAUUGACCAAGAUGUUCGUUGAGCGUGGUGCCGCUGGCAUCCACCUCGAGGACCAGAAGCCCGGCACCAAGAAGUGCGGCCACAUGGGCGGCAAGGUGCUGGUCUCGGUGCAGGAGCACAUCCAGCGUCUCAUCGCUGCUCGUCUUCAGGCUGAUAUCUUGGGCAGUCCGCUGGUCAUUGUAGCUCGUACAGAUGCAGAGGCUGCUACUCUUCUGGACAACAACAUCGAUCCGCGUGACCACCCCUUCAUCAUUGGAGCUACCAACCUCAACGUGGAGACAUACAUUGACGCCACUCGUGCUGGUCGUGAGGGCGACUGGGACAAGCGCGCCCACGCCAUGACGUACCCGGAAGCGGUCCGUGAGGCUCUGAAGAAGUCUGGCCGCUCGGAUGCCCUGGCUAAGUGGAACGCCCAAUGCUUGGAGCUGAGUCUGCCCAAGUUGCAGGUGUUGGCUAAGUCACUCGGCGUCAACAUCGCUUUUGACUGGGACCUGGCUCGUACGGUGGAAGGAUACUACCGCGUGCGUGGCGGUGUGGAGUACUGCAUUGCUCGUGGCCGCGCGUACGGCGAGUACGCCGACCUGAUCUGGAUGGAGACGGCCAAGCCGGGUGUGCCGCUUGCGCGCACGUUCGCGGAGGGGGUCAAGGCCAAAAUCCCGCACCAGAUGCUGGCGUACAACCUGUCGCCGUCGUUCAACUGGGAUGCUGCUGGCAUGUCCGACACGGAGAUUGAGACGUUCGUGACGGAUCUUGGUCGUCUGGGCUUCUGCUGGAUGUUCAUUACGCUAGCUGGUUUCCACAGUGACUCGCUGGGCAUCACGCGAUUUGCGCGCGACUACGCCAAGCGCGGCAUGCUCGCGUACGUCGAGGGUGUGCAGCGUGCCGAACGCAACGAAGGCGUGGAGACGCUCAAGCACCAGGGCUGGUCGGGCACUGACCUCGUGGACGCCAUGCAGAACACCAUUACCGGUGGGCUGUCGUCGACGAACACGAUGGGCCACGGUGUCACGGAGGCACAGUUCUAAGCGAGCAAAAUCCUUCGCCAUAGGAGCCGCUGGCGUCGUGGGGAAACCUUUAUUUUUCUAUCUUGCGUGUGAAUAUUUUACCAAAAAAUAAAAGGAGAAUUACAAACCGGAA